AUGGAAGUCGAGGAGAUCCUCAAUAGGUUCAACACCCUAAACCAGAAAAAAUCAAAACUAGACGAUUCAAUUUCAGAUAAGUGUUACCCAGGAGCUAAAAUAGGAUGCUGUACAUACCCUAUAGAACUUAUGCAGGGAUAUGUGGAGCUCAACGAAGCUAUUUUGGGAAACGACGUGCCAGGAUCGGAUGUCGACGGUUCUGAUUCAAAAUCGGAGCACAAACUAAAGGUAUUGUCAGACGAGAGAGUAAUGUACUUGUGCGAAAAUGUAGUUUAUGUAAUUUCAUACUAUUUGGUGGAAACAGGACAAACAGACUCACUUUUCGGCUUCCUGGUCAGGAACGAGGAUUUUUUCUCAAUUUUACCUCAAGCAAAGACAGCAAAGAUGAUUCGGUCGAUAUUGGAGCGGUUGUCUCAGGAAGUUAAGGACUUGAACGUACUGUACAAAAUCUUUUCAAUUUACCGAUCAUGGUGUGACUCCAAGAAGAGGAAAUUCCUGGGACUUCGUUUGGAGCUAAAGCUGGUUGUGAUACUUAUAUUGAUGAGAAGAUUUACAGACGCAUCUAAAAGGUUAAAUGCACUUCAAAAUGAGGUUAGAAUUCUUGACGACAAGUCGCUACUUCUGGACAUUUACCUGGUCCAGUCGAAGUUCUUCCUACUUUUGCGUAAUUUUACGAAAAUGAAGGUGUUCGUGAGUAACGCGAAGAAUACGUCCACUAAUAUUAAUACACCAGUGUACGUUACUGCAGAAAUUGAUCUGCUCACAGGGAUUUUGUAUCUCUGUGAGAAGGACUACAAAACAGCAUACUCGUACUUGUUCGAAAGCUUUGAAGGCUUUCACAUGUCACUAUGUAAUGCAUACAGUUACCUGUACCCGAAUUUAAACCGAGUCAAAAGAAAGAAUCUAGAUUUGACCAUGUUAACUGAGGGAAAAAAGGCCCAGUUUAAGACAGAUGAUCUAAGUUUAAACAGCGACAAGGAUAGAUUUAGCUGCCAUCCAACAACUUCGGACAUUUCCCCAGUCUUCUUCACAUUUUACAACUUGUACGACUACCACAGAGCCUCAGAUAAGUUUGACCCUAACCAGAAGCUUGAUCCUGUUGGCUCAUUUUACCUUAAGUUUUACUCAAUGCUGCCAGUACCAACCACUGACGACCUCGAGGUCGAUGAGAUUAACGAUUACUUGGCUGAGCCUCAGCAACACAAUUUGGACAUUGAUACCUUAGUGAGGGCCGACGAAAGGAAAUUAGUCCAGGCGCUAAAGUACCUGAUGUUGGCUGCCGUCCUGAGUGACCAGGGAACUGAUCUUAACACCCUUCUAAGCGCCAAAAACAAACUUAAGUACGUGAAUCACCUGGAGAUUGUAAUGAUCACCAAAAUCGGAAAGUGCUAUAAGGAAAGCUCCCUCGUGCAGUUUGAACAGCUACUGAUAGAGUAUAAAGAAGUUAUAUCGAUGGACCCGGUUCUUCACCACGAAGUUGAGAGUCUGUAUGAAUCUCUAUUGGAGCGUAACAUUUUGAGAAUACUAAAGCCAUAUAGCGUAGUUCAAUGUGAAUUUAUAGCCCAGAAACUCCAAUUAACACCUGAGAAGGUCGAGAAAAAGCUGGCCGAAAUGAUACUCGACAAGAGACUAAAUGGCACCAUAGAUCAAGGAACAAGAACGCUCGAAAUCUACGACGAUGUCGUUAUCCAUCCGAUCUACGAAGAUGUUUCCAAAUCUAUCUCUCACAUGACCGAAGUCAUCGAAACAUUGUACGAAAAAGCACAACUUGCAAUUUGA
Messenger RNA from Theileria annulata, 1779 nucleotides. Its product is annotated as proteasome subunit, putative. Gene Ontology annotation, molecular function: structural molecule activity. The transcript has a single exon. The record is from RefSeq and is a predicted model, not a curated record. Gene Ontology annotation, cellular component: proteasome regulatory particle, lid subcomplex. Bases 1 to 1779 code for a protein of 592 amino acids. Gene Ontology annotation, biological process: ubiquitin-dependent protein catabolic process. NCBI's taxonomy places the organism in Eukaryota, Apicomplexa, Aconoidasida, Piroplasmida, Theileriidae.